Messenger RNA from Dovyalis caffra, 405 nucleotides. NCBI's taxonomy places the organism in Eukaryota, Viridiplantae, Streptophyta, Magnoliopsida, Malpighiales, Salicaceae. The record is from the annotation of a GenBank genome assembly.
AUGGAGAUUGGCAGAGGACGUUUCGGCGUAGUAUACAAGGCUGAACUGGCAAAUCAGAUUAAUCUAGCAGUGAAGAAGAUUUCUCCUCAAUCGAAACAGCAAGACAAAGAUGAACUAAAAAGUGAAAUCGGCAACCUGAUAUCAUUGAGUCAUGAGAAUCUUGAACAAACUCGGCAACAGAACUUGAUUGGAGAUCUAGAUUUGAUAUCUGCCUCGGAAUUGCUAAAGGCUGGCCGUUUACAUACAGAAGGAAUGAUUCUGCGUUUGGUUGAUAAAAAGUUAGCAUCCAGAUAUGAUAACAAACAGGCACUCACUGUUUUGAACUUGGCCAUGAGGUGCAUCAACCUGUCCCCUACUCUCAGGCCUAGCAUGUCUGAAGUUGUCACCAUCCUUACAGAGUCCUAA